GCCGAUUAUAAUUGUCUGUCUAUUCAAAGAGUAGUUUUUGAAUGAAGUAAGUGUAAGAUGAAGAUCACACGAAACUUGGAAAUGCAAAUUUUGACCACGAUGAUGACCAUCAUCCUCUAACGAGUUCAGAUGAACUAAAAUGAAGCCGUUGCAGAUCAACUUUGAUUGCCCAAAAAAGAUCGAGAUCUAUUGAAGAAAGUGGAGACGAUGAUCCACAUGCGUUGAUCUCUCAAGCUAAAGAUCGAAGCGUGCUCAAGGAGUAAAGAAAAUCAGUAGUACAAACUUAAGCGGUGGACGAGAUCUUCUUCACGACGCGAUGCGCUGAAAUGUGGCCUAAGGCACCGUAGCCCUUUGUUUCUGGUCUCAGAUUAAACUACCCAUAGAUAUCAAUCUCUAUUUUUUCUCGAGAUUUGUUUCAAAAUUAGUUUUGCUCAUUCGAAGCAGAGCCGACCUUGACGGCAUCCUCCCCUUUUAUGAUUGCACACGACCUUCCAUUGUUGCCUAUAAAAACUGAGAUUGAUUGUCUUUUUCGUUCUCCCGCUUCUCCACAUGUGUCAUCACACAAUUUGAAGUCCACGAAUAACAUGAUGCUGGAGGAGAAGAAGUAUUGCGUAGAGCAUGGGUAUCUCUACCAGGAGGAGCCGGAGGAUCUGCGGAUGCUGAGUCGGUAUUUCUUCCCGAGCAAGAUCGGUGGAAAUCCCGCUUGGCUUGUCCCCGAAAGGUAAAGUUUAUAGACUUUUUUUUCCUUCUGUACCGACUGUCACUAGUCUGUUGACGUUGAGUAUAAUGCAUGAAAUACAUGACUCUACUAAUAUUCCAUCAGCAUCUAUCAUGAAGAGAAUAAUACCAUUCAAUGGCAGUGCACAUCUUCAUCUUGAUGAUAGGUAUCCUUCAGAGAAUGAGUUGUGUUGCCGACGAUGCGGGUCCCAAAUGGGAUUUCUGUUGCAAAUAUACGCUAGUCGAAGUGGAGAAUCGAGCAAGCAAUGUGCGCCGAAUCCAGCAGCGUUUCAUCGAAUGCUCUACCUCUUUUCGUGCAGGAAGUGCCCGGAUCAAUUUCGACUCUUCCGAUCACAGUUGCCACGUGUGAACGAAUACUACAUGGCCGAAAAUCCUCACGAUCUUGGAUCUGUCGCUUCCGUCAUGGACCUAUACCGAACAAGCGACGUAUAUCGAAAAGGAGAUAAAGAACCUCUAGGUACUUCUAGCUUUUCUACUAACUGUAGGAGUUGUAAAUGUAGUAAAGUUAAACACAACGUGAAUAUUUUUAUUUAAGAACAGGAAGAAAAAUUGAACAACGAACCAUCUGUUUCAUGUAGCAGUUGUUAGAUACAGAGCUCAGUAAAUAUUUCAUAAUCAAGUGAAUAGAAUAUGAUCAGGUUUGGCGUGGUUGUCUGAGUACGAGAUCGAUGCAGAGGCAGACUCGAGUUCUUCGGAAGAAUCAAGUUCGGACGAAGAGAUGGAUUUUGCCUCGAUUUUGCAAGAUCGGCGAGACAAAGAGCUUUACAAAGAGUACCUACGAAACACGACAUCUUCUGUAGAUGCAGCUGCGUCCGCCAAGAAUAUGAUCGUUUCAAGACUGCAACAAACAGCAAACGGGGAAUCAUUAUCAUUUUCUCCUGAGACACGUGCUAUCUCUUCGACUUCGGCAGCUGCAACCACAGUUAGUGCCACAAUGGCAUCCACCGACUCGUGGUCUGGGUCGGGAGCAGCAGGAGGGAACAAGCCAGCUGCAUCAGGAAGCUGCAAGAGUGUUGCGGCUAGGAAUGCGGCACGGGCUGCGGCAAUUGCUGGCACAGCAAAGAAAAAGCCACAGGUCCUGGUCGCAUCGUCUCCGAGUGCACCUGCUGGCUCGGAUGCGCGUCUUCGCGCUCAUGUCGAAGGACGAAAUCAACAAGACGCCGGAUUAGACACGACCUCCAAGACGACCUCCUUUUCACCCAGCAACACUGAGCAGGCUACUACUUGUGAAAAAGACAAAACCACGGCGGGAAAGGGAACAAUAGGAGCUAGCGGUAGUGCCGCCACUUGUAGUGUUUCCACCAGCACGACGACUAGCAGACGAGGCAGUACUCCGAAUGAUCCACCUCCUUCGCCUAUUCCUGUGAAGAAAGUUGUAUCAGAAGCACCCCCGGGGUAUCAGCUUAGUUCCCCAGAAUUCUGUACUUCGGCGACGACAACAUCUCCUGGCAGUGCUGGUUCAGUGACUAGUACAACUUCUACACCAUCAUCGACGCCAGAAGAUGAGGGCGAUUCUGAUCCAUCUUCACCAGCUCCCGCAGCAUCUCCUCGCGAAGCUCAAGUACAGGGGACAUCUGCACCAGGAGAUGACGAGGAUAUGGAUGCUUCUGAGAUGGCGUUUUUUGAAGAGUGGAAGAAGAAGUACGGCCGCGACCGCGACAGGGCCUUCAACACAUUCCAAAAAGAAGCGCGGCGGCGGCCACGCUGCAUAAUACGGGUUGUCAUGAACGACGACGAUGACGAUGAAGGUUCAACGUCAGUUGAUUCUUCAUCUGACGACGAGGACGAGGAAAACAAUGCAGGUGGAGGCGAUGACGACGGCACGACGACAAGUCAUGGUCCGGGGAGUCGCGAAAGUGCAGAUCAUUGCUCUUCCCCGCCAGCAUCAGGUUCUCUAGACAAAAAAGAGCAAGAGCAAGAGCAAGAACAAGAGCAGGCGCAGCCUUUUGUACAAGUUCAGACUGAAGAUGUACUAGAUCAAGCUAAAAAUCUUGAAUAUUAUAGUAAAUCACAAGCAUUGACGCCUUCCUUCACCUCGCCCACUACACCUGCAGCACCUUCGUCGUCCUCCUGCAAAGCUUUUGGCAGCAGAGAAAACAUGAUCCUGUGGUAUCACGAAAACGAGAAGGAGAAGACGAGACCGGGCUCAGUACCCCCUUGCUCACAUUGCGGUGGACCGCGGUCAUUCGAUUUUCAGCUAAUGCCCUCCUUGAUUUUCCUCUCAAAGUCCCACCAUGAGUUUGGAACCGUUCUUUUUUACACUUGCGACAACAGCUGUAGUGGCUCCUCUUCGUCAACUCCUGCUUAUUUUGAAGAGCAUUGCUUUGUGCAGGCGGAGCCCGCCGGUGACGAAGCAGUACUGGGUGGGUCGUAGCUUUUUUUCCGAAGUGGUCUCAAAGCGAAAGAUCUUCACAUUUUUUUAGAACAAUUAAAUUUUUCCCAAGCGCACCUUGGCGCAUGAAGAUAAUGAUUAGCCGCAAGAGCGACUCAACGCUGCUCUGGAAUGACGCC
Amoebophrya sp. A25 is the source of this 3249-nucleotide messenger RNA. NCBI's taxonomy places the organism in Eukaryota, Dinophyceae, Syndiniales, Amoebophryaceae. The record is from the annotation of a GenBank genome assembly.